CGCGGGGCGUGGCUUCAUCUGCCUCCGAGGGUAGUAGAGUGAGUCGACAGAGAGGGGCAGUCACUGUCAAGAACAUACCCAACCAGAAGCAUGUCGGUGGUCUGUCUCAGUCGAAAUGUGUGGGCUGUUAGGAAUUCUGGUGUGAUGGUGAUGGUGCGAUCUGCUCAGACAGCAGCUGCUCCAGCUCCUGAACCCAGGAUCAAAAAGUUCCAGAUUUACCGCUGGGACCCUGACACUGCCGGAGACAAACCACGAAUGCAGACAUAUGAUAUUGAUCUCAACAGCUGUGGUCCAAUGGUUCUGGAUGCCCUCAUUAAGAUCAAGAAUGAAAUUGACCCCACGCUCACGUUCAGACGUUCCUGCCGUGAGGGUAUCUGCGGCUCAUGUGCCAUGAACAUAAAUGGAGGCAACACGCUGGCGUGCCUGAACAAAAUUGACACAAACUUAAGCAAACCCACCAAAAUCUACCCACUCCCACACAUGUAUGUGGUCAAAGAUCUGGUGCCUGAUAUGAGCAACUUCUAUGCACAGUACAAAUCCAUCGAGCCCUACUUGAAAAAGAAGGAUGAAGCACAAGAAGGGAAGGAGCAGUACUUCCAGUCAGUGGAGGACAGGCAGAAACUGGAUGGCCUAUAUGAGUGCAUCCUCUGUGCAUGCUGCAGCACCAGCUGUCCCAGCUACUGGUGGAACGGAGACAAAUACCUUGGACCUGCUGUCCUGAUGCAGGCAUACCGGUGGAUGAUUGACUCCCGUGAUGAAUUCACUGAGGAGCGUCUGUCUAAACUUCAGGACCCCUUCUCACUGUACCGCUGUCACACUAUUAUGAACUGCACCAAGACUUGCCCCAAGGGACUUAACCCAGGAAAGGCCAUUGCAGAGAUCAAGAAAAUGAUGGCGACUUACAAAGAGAAGAAAGCAGCAGCUUCAUGAAUAUCUGAAAACUAAACUGCCUCAAUAAUGCUUCAUACUGACUGAGGAGGAACAGAUGAGCCAACCAACCACAAACUUUUACUUACAUCAGCACUUUUUAAGGUUUUAUUGAGUGGAGGGUGAUUGUAUGAGGGAACAGAAACUAGAAUUUGUGAGAAAAUCGUGUGAGACAGAACUGUUCACUUAAGUGUGCUGAUUGUUGCAACAUGUUGGACCACAGCCUUGCUAUUUGUCUGAAAAUAGAAAAGGCUUACAUUAAAUUAUGCUCAGACUGUAUAUAUUUAAAUAUGUGUUCAUUAAAGAUGUGUAGAGCUCA
Messenger RNA from Amphiprion ocellaris (clown anemonefish), 1246 nucleotides. RefSeq names its product succinate dehydrogenase [ubiquinone] iron-sulfur subunit, mitochondrial-like. Gene Ontology annotation, cellular component: mitochondrial membrane. Gene Ontology annotation, molecular function: 2 iron, 2 sulfur cluster binding; electron transfer activity. Gene Ontology annotation, biological process: tricarboxylic acid cycle; aerobic respiration; respiratory electron transport chain. Lineage: Eukaryota; Metazoa; Chordata; Actinopteri; Pomacentridae. Bases 91 to 930 code for a protein of 279 amino acids. The record is from RefSeq and is a predicted model, not a curated record. The transcript has 8 exons.